AUGGAUGGGCCAAUGCGGGUUCAUACUUGUUUGAUGAAUUUGAAAAGAAGUAUUUUCGAUGAGGACGAGGAGAACUUAGAACUAGCCGUGCUCAAAAUGGAGAAAAUCCCGAAAGAGUUUUUGGAAGUUAGGGAGCUCGAUAUCCUCGCUGGAACAAUCCUGAAAAUGAGCAUACAGCGAAGCUUCCAAUGGACAAUGCUCAACCAGUAUUAUCUUAAUCUGCGCAAGAAGUGGUACCGCCUGCUCCCAACUAACAAGCUCCUGAAAAUCAUCAAUUAUAUCCAGCACAAACCGCAAUCGAUCGAUAACUUCAAAAGUGUCCUCAGGACUGAUAGAGUGUACGGAUUUUUUACGGAAGAGAUGCGUGAUGCAAACGGCGCGAGGGCAGGGUUUACCUUGUGCAAUAUAGAGAAUAAGAAGUCAAUCGUUAUGGCUAAAAAGAACUCGGGCGGUGGACCCAAAGUCGGUCCUUACUCGGUUGAUUGUCGCCAAACAGCCGAGUUGAUGGUCGAUUCGCUUCAAAAUAACAGCGGAAAGAAACUAGCCAUCAUGGACGAGAUAGGCAAAAUGGAGAUGGUUAGUCUGCGCGAUAAAGCCAACUUCUUGCUGGAGAAGGAGUUCUUCAAGUGCUUUGACAAGGCGGAGCAUAUAAUUGGGACCAUUCCAGUGGCAGCGACCAAAGAUAAAUUCUUGGAUGAAAUCAGGAAGAGCAGCCUCGUGAUUACGGUGGAUAAAUCGAACCGCGAUUCCGUUCCUGACCAAAUUAUGACUCUACUGAACUCUGAGAACUGCUAA
Molecule: messenger RNA, 795 nt
Organism: Oikopleura dioica
Lineage: Eukaryota; Metazoa; Chordata; Appendicularia; Copelata; Oikopleuridae
Source: the annotation of a GenBank genome assembly